AGAGUGUGCUAGGAUUAAGCAGGAUCGCGCUAAAAAAACGACAAUGCCUGUGCGGUAGUGCGGCUGUUUCGUUUUUUAUUUCUCCUGGUGACACUAAUCCUCUCGCGUUCUCGCUCUGUGGAUCGGUCCUGCUAAAUGGUCAACGUCCAUCAGCCGAUGAAGCAUCCAGACAACAGUUUUCUGAAGUAAAUAUUUGGAAAUACACAAAAACAAGAUUUUAAGGACGUAUGAUUAAGUAAAAUGAAAUGAUGGCCAAAGUAUACCGCAUACUAGAAUGAGUCCGCUAAAAUCAGAAAAAAGAAGAGGAUGCGUUCGACCACCACACUUCGAUAUACUAUGGCUGCCAAGGGCGGCAAUUCGUACGGUAGAAGGGGACCCAUCGGACUGCAUCCUGGUAGUCGGCGUUUCCAGGCCCAAAAUGGCCCUAGCAAUACUUACCGUAAUGCUUCUGUCUCUGUUCCUCACGUUUCAUCUUAUUUACGACAGCGCUCUUAGCACUUUGCAAAAAUCCAAUCAUAUAGAAAACAGUCGACCACCUUUAUUUCUCCUAUCCAGAAAGCUUUACCCAACUGCAGUUAGGCGGCUACCACAAGCUAUAAUAAUGGGCGUUCGAAAAUGCGGCACUCGCGCAUUACUCGAAAUGCUCUACCUCCAUCCGAUGGUGCAGAAGGCGGCCGGCGAAGUGCACUUUUUCGACAGGGACGAGAAUUAUAACAAGGGACUCGAGUGGUACAGGACGCAAAUGCCGCAUUCGCAUUACGGACAAAUUACGAUCGAGAAGAGUCCCAGUUAUUUCGUCACUCCAGAGGUCCCCGAAAGAAUAAGAGCAAUGAACGCGAGUGUGAAGCUUCUGCUUAUAGUUCGUGAACCAGUCACCAGGGCAAUAUCGGACUACACUCAGCUAAGAGCCAAUGCGGCCACAGCUUCGCCGGCUACGUUCCCCACCCCCGCACCCAAAAGUUUCGAACAGCUAGUCAUGCACCAAAACGGCUCCGUCAAUGAGGCUUAUCGGCCUCUUGCUAUAUCUGUCUACCACCAUUAUCUGCACAGAUGGUUAGAGGUUUUUUCUAGAGACCAACUUCUCAUCGUCAAUGGUGAUCAACUUAUCGAAGAUCCGGUCCCUCAACUGAAGAGAAUAGAGAAAUUCCUCGGCCUGGAACCGAAGAUCGAUAGCCAUAACUUUUAUUUUAACGAAACCAAAGGUUUCUACUGCUUAAGGAAUGAAACAGCUGACAGAUGUUUAAGAGAAACUAAAGGCAGAAAACAUCCCAGAGUUGAUCCCCACGUAGUCUCGAAGUUGAGAAGGUACUUCGGCGAACAUAAUCAAAAAUUUUAUGAUUUGGUAGGUGAAGAUAUGGGUUGGCCAGAAGACUAACACUUAAAUCAUAUCCUAGUUUUAAUCAGAUUAGCAGUUUUAUUUUGCUAUCCUGUGGAAAUUCUGUCUCAUAUGUAUUAAUAUGGAUAAUUCUGCAAAAAACUCGAAAGGCAGAUGAAUCAUCCAUUUUUUUUUAAAUUUUGUUAUGGUUUUAACUUAAAUGUAUCAUACUAACUAAAUGAUCGAAAACAAAAGGCGACGUCAAUGUUAGCUUGGAAAUUUAGGUGGCUGUUAUAUUGGUAAUUGUCACCGAUCUUCAUUUCCAAGCCAACUUGAAGCCGCCGUUUUUUUCUUACUUGCAGUACCUACUGGACCCGAAUUCCGGAUCUUCGACAUAAAAACAUUACGUUUUCAAAGUGAUAAGCGAAAAGUAUUCCAUUAGCGGAACGCCAAGCAGGUUUGCUAUUCUCGUUGCCAUGCGAAUCGUUUUCUGGAUACGCGUUGAGCACAUAUUGGCAGCAUUACAAUUUUUCUAAUAGUCAAAUGUGGAUAAAACGAUGACAUAGAUAAGGUAUAAAUUUAAGAAAUAGGAAAUGAAUUUAGAUGAAAUGCCUGUCAAAAUUUUGGGUCGCAAAAUUGUUUUGGGUUUCGACCGUUGUACGCGAUCUGGCAUUGCUAUAGCAGAAAUUACAAAAAAUUACAAAAACAGAAAUAAAUUUCUCUUGUCCACAUCUCUUGUCAAAGUUAGAAUCUUCAAAAAUUAUAAAAUCUU
Messenger RNA from Sitophilus oryzae (rice weevil), 2087 nucleotides. RefSeq names its product heparan sulfate glucosamine 3-O-sulfotransferase 1 (gene Hs3st-A). The transcript has 7 exons. The coding region runs from base 275 to 1375 and encodes 366 amino acids. The record is from RefSeq and is a predicted model, not a curated record. Gene Ontology annotation, molecular function: [heparan sulfate]-glucosamine 3-sulfotransferase activity. Lineage: Eukaryota; Metazoa; Arthropoda; Insecta; Coleoptera; Curculionidae.